Molecule: messenger RNA, 591 nt
Organism: Entamoeba invadens IP1
Lineage: Eukaryota; Evosea; Mastigamoebida; Endamoebidae
Exons: 1
Coding region: 1-591 (196 amino acids)
Source: RefSeq, a predicted model, not a curated record
AUGAGACGCGUCGACAUGUCAAGCGAAUUGACAAAGAACAAGUACCAAGCGUACAAAAACUACCAAGUCUACCAAGAGGCGGUCCUCAUCGACAUGCUAGUCCCCUUUUGCGACAUCGUUUUUGGAAGACCGUCCAAAAGAACGACCACCACUCUUCAGUUUUUGUUUAUCAAGGAACUCCGGUUCGACGGGUAUGUUGUCGACGUGUCUGAGUUCAUCGAGUCGCGAUGUGAAGACAUUUCGAACAUGGAAAAGAAGAAAGGAGUCAAAGAAAAAACCUCAAUGCGGCGGUGUGAGAACAACAAGUUUACCGAGUGUCUCCACCUUCUCAUCGACAUUCUCACGGAACUUGGCUACUUUUUCAACACGUCGAAGUCACAAGGCAAAAAUGGUAUUGCAAAAUCCGAGACUAUUCAGAGGAUUUUCAAAGACAAUAAGUGUUUGUUUAGUAAGCAAGAGAUCAUGGGACUUGGCAAAGAGAUUCACCAAAGAAUCGUGAAGACUGUUACUUCAAACCCAAAUUUUGUCCUUACAGCAAAUGAGAUCAGACCUAAUGGUACACUUUCCGCACAUCCCUUCUGUCAAUUGUAA